Molecule: messenger RNA, 2238 nt
Organism: Saccharomycopsis crataegensis
Lineage: Eukaryota; Fungi; Ascomycota; Saccharomycetes; Ascoideales; Saccharomycopsidaceae
Product: protein serine/threonine kinase activating protein DBF4
Exons: 1
Coding region: 1-2238 (745 amino acids)
Biological process (GO): positive regulation of nuclear cell cycle DNA replication; regulation of cell cycle phase transition
Cellular component (GO): Dbf4-dependent protein kinase complex
Molecular function (GO): zinc ion binding; nucleic acid binding; protein serine/threonine kinase activator activity
Source: RefSeq, a predicted model, not a curated record
AUGGACACAAUCGUACUUAAGAAUCAUCAUCAUCAUCACCACCAUAACCACCAUAACCACCAUCAACCACCACUACAGCUGCAUCACAUCGACCCAACACAACAACAACUGCAACAUAAUGCUAACAUAUCACGGAGCAGGCCAUCUAGACUAAUAAAAGAUAAGGAGAAGGAAAAAGACAAAGAUAAAGAGAGCAAUGGAAAAUCCCAUAUUGUCAACGGCGAGACUUUUGACGCAGAAUACCUCUACGGUUGGCAACUUAGUUGGAAACAGAUCAUUGCCAAUUCCGUGAUUUAUUUAGAUGGAAGUACAGGCUCUACUCGGCGCUCAGACGGUAACAAUUCCAAAGAAGGUUCUAUCACUGAAGGAAAUAAUAGUACCGGUAGCGACGAAACUGUGGUGCUGCCUGCGGGACGCGAUAAGACCAGAUCACAACUCAAGAUACAUUGUUUCCACUACCAUGCUCGGGUAGUUGAUUUCUUUAAUGCCAAUGAAGUGACAUUGAUUAUCACGCGAAGAACAUUCGAUCCUCAAGCCAAGUAUCAACCAAAUGAUAUCUUUUAUCACAACACCAAGAUUCGUAUUUGGAGCUUUGACAAAGCAGUGAAGUUUUUCGCAAGAUUAAGCACAAAAAUUGAAUUGCAAGAAUUAUCAAGGCCAAAGAAAAACGUUAUCAGUUAUAGAUAUCUAAAAGCGAACGAAAUUAAAAGAUUCGAACAAGUUAAGAUUGAAAAUGUCGAUGGUCAAAAAGAAGAAUCUACAGACGCGGCGGCUACAGAACAAGAGAAUGUCGAGAAUGUUGAGAAUGAAGUGAAACCAAAGGAAGAAAAAGAGAAACCAGAGAAACCUCUUCAGAAGAGCGUCACUCCCUUGAACAACACAAGCGCUAUUGCAAAGAAACCAGAUCUAAAAAUCAUGUACGUUUCCCCUAGCGAUAUACAUAAUGAUAAUAGAAUGUCAUUGAUUAAAAGUCUACGCAAGUCUAGUCAAACAAAGAAGAUAGCUCAAGCGCCACCUCAAAAACAAAAGCAAAAACUUAAUUAUCAACAACAAGUGUUCAAGAUGAUCAAGUCCCAAAAAGCCCAAAACCACCAUUACCAGGUGGCUCCACAAAAGACAUUUUCUCGAAAUCUGGGUUAUAAGUCAAUUUAUCCCAAUAAAUCUUCAUCAUAUCAAACUAAUGACAAAUUGGCAACCCUUUUGUCUAAGGAAAAACUUUAUGGUCCAACAGAUCGUGAUAUGACCAUUCGACAACACGAUUUUGUGUACUUUGAACAUCCAUUUGUUUUUUUUCAUGAUCUCAAACAACAGUACCGUCCAAUUGUUACCAAAGAAUGGCCUACCAAAGGAUUUUCGAAUUUGGCGAUCGAUGCUCCUUGGGCGAGAAUCUAUCCUUCUGUGGAUGGCAGAUGCUUAUUUUUGGCAGAUAGUUUUGAUCCCGAGCACCCAACGAUUAUAAAACGAAGAAAAGUGAUGUUCGAAAAUCGUAAAAAGUUUAGAACAAAGCUUAAGAAAAUGUUUUGCGAUGAAGAAAAACAAAAUGACAAAGAUUUACAGAGGUUCAAUUAUUAUGAGGAGGUUUUGGAUGAGUACAACGAGUAUAGCUCUAAAUUAUCGAUUCAGAGAUUACCGACACUGACUAAAGCUGCUGUUAUUAGUACCACCAUCUCUGAUAAGCAUGAUCAACCAGUUGCUUCAACGCAAGUGGAUAUCAAUGCGAUCAACUCCAACAAGAGAUCAUUCUAUGAAAUGAACGCGUCAGGAAUCACCCAAAGUAAUAGUCAGCUGGUAUUUGCUACCAGUACUACCUUGGGUGGGAGCAAAUUGGGAUUGAAUGGUGGUAACGGAUUGGGUCCUAUCCAUUCUCAUGUUGCCUCCAAAGAAUUCAAGAGUUUGAAGAAGAGAAUUUAUGAAAAAACAGAUGAUGACAAAGAAAACCAACAAAAGAAAACAAAGGAAUCGCAAGCUGAUGAGGCGAAUGUCGCUGAUACCAAGAGCAUUACCACCAAGAUUAUCAACAAGAAAAUCGAGCCUUGUGUGAACCAGAAUAAUAAUGAAAAAAAGGAGAAAAAUGACGAGCAGCCAAAGAAUGGAGGGUACUGUGAGAAUUGUCGGAUCAAGUAUAGUGAUUUUUCCAAACACAUAUUGGAGGCCAAGCAUCGGGAGUUUGCUAAAGACGAUAAGAAUUUCGAGAAGAUUGAUCGUUUCAUCAGUUAUUUGCAAAAGGAAGCGUAUUAG